This is a messenger RNA of Glarea lozoyensis ATCC 20868, 819 nucleotides long. RefSeq lists its product as uncharacterized. Bases 1 to 819 code for a protein of 272 amino acids. NCBI's taxonomy places the organism in Eukaryota, Fungi, Ascomycota, Leotiomycetes, Helotiales, Helotiaceae. The transcript is spliced from 2 exons. The record is from RefSeq and is a predicted model, not a curated record.
AUGGCGUCUCAAGCUGCUUUGUCCCAAAGUCCUCGGACGUCGUCGCCAUCAUCUGCGAAACAAACUGAAGUUCGAAAAACUCAAUCAGUGCGAUCGCUGCCCACGCGCAAAUCCGCAGAUACAAACUCGAAUUCACCGCUUGGGCGCGUGGAUAGUAAAACAAGGAUUGAAGAUCUGCUGGACGGGGCGAGGAGUAGGAAGGUUAAGCUGUCUGGGGAUAUGGCUAGGAGGAGGGGACAGGAGGAUGGGGUUGAUGAGGGUGUGGAUGAGGCGACGAGGUUGGAUGUGAGUGGGCAGAGAGGAUAUGCUGGGACGGAGGUGAGGGAGAGGGAUGUAGCUGGUGGUGGUGUAGAUGAGGGGGAAGUGCUAGGAGGAGAGGAAGAGGGAGAUGGAGAUGGUUAUUGGACUCGUCUCCUCAGUAAAUACGGGAGUAUUGAACUGGAGAAUAAAGGAAGUGUAGCGCGCGAUCAUUUGGCACUUGAACGUACAUUCCUAGCCUGGCUCCGCACCUCCCUGGCCUUCGCCUCCAUCGGCAUAGCCAUCACGCAGCUCUUCCGUCUCAACACCACCUCCGCCGCCGCCCACACGCGCAUCCGCCAGAUGGGCAAACCCCUCGGCGCGACGUUCCUCGCCAUCUCGAUCCUUGUCCUCGGCGUCGGGUUUCAUCGCUACUUUGAGGCCCAGCAUUGGGUUAUCAGAGGCAAGUUUCCGGCGAGUAGGGGCAGUGUGGCGCUUGUUGCGGGUGUGACAUUGGGUUUGAUGGUUACGAGUUUGGUUGUUGUGUUGGCGGUUGAGCCGGGGGGUUUCGAAAGGAGGUGA